Aureobasidium pullulans EXF-150 is the source of this 714-nucleotide messenger RNA. RefSeq lists its product as uncharacterized. The record is from RefSeq and is a predicted model, not a curated record. The transcript has a single exon. The annotation marks the transcript as partial. NCBI's taxonomy places the organism in Eukaryota, Fungi, Ascomycota, Dothideomycetes, Dothideales, Saccotheciaceae.
AUGGUCUUUGGAAUUCUCACAGCUGUGGCAGCUUGCCCAGCCAUCAUCGGAACAACAGAAGCCGUCAGACAAGGACAGCAACAAAAUGCUCGCGAAGAGCAUCGAGGCCGAAAAUCGAAUUUGACAAUCAACCUGCCAAAGAGGAACGCGUACAGCAAGCAAUUUGAUGGUGCGAUGGUUGUGUUGAAAGACAACAAGCUGUACAUCGACACGGAGCACAGCAGACUCGGUGCGAAUCUCGCCCACCCAUUUUCUGGUUAUUAUCUACCGGUCCCCUGGAUAGGAGAGAAGUGGAAGAAACAAGGCUUCAAAAAUGGCGAAGGGAUGGUCACUACUAUCAGCGACGAUCCGCCAUUUCUGAACUGGGUGUACCUAGAUCGGAAUACGCAUGAGGUCAAAUACGGCAUACGUGUCGAAGCGGAGCCGCAUCAUGUCGGACCUUGGGACUGCACUCCCAUCGACCGAAGACUCACAUUUGAAGGCUGGGAAGGCUUCAUCAUCGUCCAGGAAGACGAAGACAGCGAUUUAUGGGCGUUGUACUUCGACCGUGAUGAUGACGGUUUGCGGAGCGAAGGAAGAGUAGGCACCCGAGACAAACGAAUGCUAGAAGUUGAAGUUUCGAGGAAGGAGAUGCGGAGAACAAAAUUGACUUCGGACGAGGAGAGAAUUGACCGCAUACGAGACCAAAUGGAGAAAGAGAAGGAACAAGCACAG